Entrophospora candida is the source of this 957-nucleotide messenger RNA. NCBI's taxonomy places the organism in Eukaryota, Fungi, Glomeromycota, Glomeromycetes, Entrophosporales, Entrophosporaceae. The record is from the annotation of a GenBank genome assembly.
AUGGGGAAUUGUCUUUCUGAUUCCGCUUUAUUCGUAGACGAUGAAAAAAAUUCAACAAUUUCGACAAAAUCUUCAUUUUUUUUCAGAAAUAAUAGCCUUAGCGGUAGCAGUAAAAGUAAUAGCGAUAAUGGUAACAGGAAUAAUAAGAAUGGAUUUUUCAGGAAGAAUAGCAACAGCAAUUUAUCAAACUUACGUAAAUGCACAAGGAUAUCUUUAGAUAGCGAAAACUUAGAGGCCCAAAGGGUAAAACCAUUGUCAUCGCUUAUUAAUUUAUUAUGGGGAAAUGAUUUUUCGAAAUAUCCAAAAUCAAAAUUUAUAGGAGUCGACAAAAAGCCUUAUUUUCCCUCAACAGAUUUGCCUGAAAAUGUGGAAUUUUACGUUGUCGACAUAUUGGAAGGUUUGCCAUUUGCGAACAAUACCUUCGAUUUUGUGCAUCAAAGAUUCCUAUGCAGCUAUUUGUCAACCAAACAAUGGGAAGAAAUUGUUAUAAAUGAAUUGUUGAGAGUGACAAAGCCUUUAGGUUACCUAGAAUUAAUGGAAACCGAUUUAACCUCUUACAGCCAAGGACCAAUAACAAAAAAAUUAUGCGAUGCAUUUGUCGCAUCGAUGCACGCAAAAGGCUUUAGUCCAAUGAUUGAAUCAACACUCACAAGAAUACUUUCUUCAGAUCCAAAUGUCAUAAAUUUACAAAUUAAUUCCAAAAAAAUUCCAUUGGGUUAUUGGAGUGAAAUAAAGAAUUACGAUAAUUGUUUGGAAUUGUUUAAACUUUACAAGAAAUGUAGUUUGGAAUAUACGAGUGCCACAUCUGAAGAUUUCGAUAAAAUGAUCGAGAUUUAUCUAGAAGAAAUAGAAGAUUACAAAACUUAUUCAAAAACGCAUCGUUUCUUUGGUCAGAAGAUCGCCUCAAGAAAAUCAAAUGCCUCUUUCACAAAAUCUAGAAGGUCUGAUUAUAUAUAA